GCACAGCGUGGAUUGGAGCCACGCCCUCUGGCGUGCGUCGGAAGCCGGGCCUUGGAGACUGCGUGGGAGGCCAUCAUGAAGAAGCCACGAACCGCUGUGAGGAGUUGUCGCCAGAAUCAGGCGUCUGGCCAUGAGGGAAGGGAGAAGCAGGUCCUUAGCAGCAGCCAGGUCAAGCCUUCUACCCCUGAUGGAACUAUGCCUAAGUUUCCUGAGGCCCCAGCAGGCUUGGCCAGGCGGCAGAAGGAGGUGGUAUUACGGGCCUCUGUCUCCCCAUACCAUCUAUUCAGAGACACAGCCGAGGUCACAGUCUUUCGGGAGAACCUUCUGAGCUGGUACGACCGAGAGAAACGGGACCUGCCCUGGAGAAGGCGGGCAGAGGGUGAGGUGGACCCUGACAGGCGGGCGUAUGCUGUGUGGGUCUCAGAGGUCAUGCUGCAGCAGACCCAGGUUGCCACGGUGAUCGACUAUUAUACCCGAUGGAUGCAGAAGUGGCCAACGCUGCAGGACCUGGCCAGUGCAUCCCUGGAGGAGGUGAACCAGCUCUGGGCUGGCCUGGGCUACUACUCUCGAGGCCGGAGGCUGCAGGAGGGAGCCCAGAAGGUGGUAGAAGAGCUAGGGGGCCAUGUGCCACAUACAGCAGAGACUCUGCAGAAGCUUCUGCCUGGCGUGGGGCGGUACACAGCUGGAGCUAUUGCUUCCAUUGCCUUUGGUCAGGCAACUGGUGUGGUAGAUGGGAAUGUAGUACGGGUGCUGUGCCGUGUCCGAGCCAUUGGUGCUGAUUCCGGAAGCACCUUUGUCUCCCAGCAGCUCUGGAGCUUAGCCCAGCAGCUGGUAGACCCAGCCCGGCCAGGGGACUUUAACCAAGCAGCCAUGGAGCUGGGGGCCACAGUAUGCACCCCACAGCACCCACGCUGCAGCCAGUGCCCUGUGCAGAGCGUGUGCCGGGCACACCAGAGGGUGGAGCGGGAACAGCUCGUAGCCUCACAGAGCCUGCCAGGCAGUCCUGAUGUGGAGGAGUGUGCUCCCAGCGCUGGACAGUGCCAGCUGUGUGCGCCUCCCACAGAGCCCUGGGACCAGACCCUGGGAGUGGCCAACUUUCCCAGAAAGGCCAGCCGGAGGCCCCCCAGGGAGGAGUGCUCUGCCACCUGUGUUCUGGAGCAGCCCAGGGCCCUUGGGGGUGCUCGAAUUUUGCUGGUGCAGAGGCCUAAGUCAGGUCUGCUGGCAGGACUGUGGGAGUUCCCAUCUGUGACUGCAGAGCCCUCAGGGCAAUGUCAGCAUGAGGCCCUGCUUCGGGAACUACAGAGUUGGGUUGGGCCCCUCCCAGCCACCCACCUCCAGCACUUUGGGCAGGUGGUCCACACCUUCUCUCACAUCAAGCUGACAUAUCAAGUAUAUGGUUUGGCCCUGGAAGGGCAGAUCCCAGUGACCACCACACCACCUGGAGCUCGCUGGCUGACCCGGGAGGAGUUUCACACCGCAGCUGUCUCCACCGCCAUGAAAAAGGUGUUCCGUGUAUACGAGGGCCAACGGCCGGGGACCUGCAAGGGUUCCAAAAGAUCCCAGGUGUCUGCUCCAUCCACGCAGAGAAAGCCCAGCCCAGGCCAGCAAGUCCUGGAUAGUUUCUUUCGGCCCCACCACCCCACUGAUGUAUCCAGCCUCAACAGUAUGGCGCAGUGA
Puma concolor (puma) is the source of this 1677-nucleotide messenger RNA. NCBI's taxonomy places the organism in Eukaryota, Metazoa, Chordata, Mammalia, Carnivora, Felidae. The record is from RefSeq and is a predicted model, not a curated record.